AUCGUAGGCAAGAUUGCAGACACUGACCCGUAGGCAACACUGUCAGCAGUGCGGGUUAUGUUAUCAGCUCUACCGGUGAUGCCCUAGGCAAGACCAUGCUAUUAGGGCAGGAGAAACAGGGCGAAGAGAAGCAAGAGGAGCAACCGGCAGAACCCAGCUUGCACGAUGAGGAAGAUGGCAAAUACGCGACUCAGCCAGCCAAGAAGCCGCCUGGCGGCCGGGGUCUUAGCAGCCUAAAGGAUAUCGUUAAUGGUGAUACUGGUGCUGUCGGAAACACUGCUUAUGUUGUCGAUGACACAGACAAACCCACCGUUGGCGACAUAAUUGGCGGCCUGGGUCUCGGAGGCAAGUCGGACGAGACGCUGGAAACUCCCAAGCAGGUCGAGGAAGCCAAGGACCAGGUGGCCGAAGUCAAGGCCGAGAACCAGAAGGGCACUAGUAUCAGGCUCGAGGGCCGCGGUGGGCCCACAGACAACAAGGAGGCAGCCUAG
Fusarium oxysporum Fo47 is the source of this 491-nucleotide messenger RNA. RefSeq lists its product as uncharacterized. The record is from RefSeq and is a predicted model, not a curated record. Lineage: Eukaryota; Fungi; Ascomycota; Sordariomycetes; Hypocreales; Nectriaceae. The transcript has a single exon. Bases 96 to 491 code for a protein of 131 amino acids.